AAAUUAUAUCACUCUCUAAGUAGAUAAUACGUACAAAUAAUUUUCUAUAUCUAUAAAAUAAAUAAAUUAUCCCCAAAUUAUAUUAUAUUUUGACAUAAAAUUGCCCCAAAAUUAAUGCAACAACAAUCGCCGCCGCCGCCAUCAUCAUCAUCCAUGACUCCUUUCAAAAAACGUCUUCUUCAUAGAGUUGAAGACCCCAAAUUUGAGGAAAAGGAAGGCGAGCAGUAUGUAGUAGAAAAACAAGAGAGACCGAAUAUUGAGUAUAAAAAUUCCUCUUAUGAGGAAGAAGGGGAGUAUCAACGAGGAGUUGACCAAGUUCGAGGAGAGAGAUCUGGUGGAGAACACAUGACCGAACGAGAUGGGAAAGGUGAAGAGGAAGAUCCAAGUGAGGAUAAUUUUUAUGAUGAACAUGGUUUUGAUCCAGAUGGUUACAAGAAAGAACGACAUGAUGUAGUUAGAGAAAGGCAAAAAAAGAAAGAAUUAGAGGUAUUUGUUGGGGGUCUGGAUCGUGAAACUACUGAAGUAGAUCUUAGGGAGGUGUUUAAUCAAGUGGGUGACAUUACUGAAGUGAGGCUGUUAAUGAAUCCGAUGACCAACAAAAACAAAGGGUUUGCUUUUAUACGGUUUGCUACUGUUGAACAGGCAAGACGUGCUCUUAAUGAUUUCAAACGUCCAACGAUUAAUGGAAAGCAAUGUGGAGUGGCUCCAAGUCAAGAUAGUGACACUUUGUUUGUUGGUAACAUAUGCAAAACAUGGUCAAAAGAUAUGCUGAAAGAAAAGCUAGUGCGUUAUGGCAUAGAUAAGUUUGAGGAGUUGACAUUGGUUGAAGAUACCAAAAAUGAAGGUAUGAACCGGGGCUUUGCUUUCUUGGAUUUUCCCUCUAGAGCAGAUGCUUUGGAAGCUUGUCGACGGCUGCAAAAAAGGGAUGUCAUAUUUGGAACAGAUCGGACGGCCAGAGUAGCUUUUGCUGACACCUUUAUCGAACCUGAUGACGAAAUCAUGGCACAGGUGAGGACUGUAUUUGUUGAUGGUUUACCGCCUUCUUGGGAGGAGGAUAUUAUAAAGGAUCAUCUACGACAGUUUGGGAAAAUUGAGAAGGUUGAACUAGCUCGAAAUAUGCCUGCUGCUAAAAGGGAUGAUUUUGGUUUUAUAACAUUCAGCACACAUGAAUCUGCAGUAUCUUGUGUUGAUGGUAUUAAUGAUUCAGAGCUUGUUUUCAGAAACAAGAAGGUGAAAGUUCGAGCAAGGCUUUCUCGACCUCGCCAGAGAGGUAAAUCUGCUAAAUAUGCACGAGGAGGUUAUACAGUUGGCGCGGAUAGUUAUGGAGGUUACAGUAGCUCUUGGGAGCCUAGUGGGAAUCGGUUGGAUAGUCAUAGGUUCGGAGACAGGGGUAGAAGAAGCAUUCGAGAUCGUAGUCCAUAUGAUGGGGGUCGUAGAAGGUCAUUCAGCUCUAGAGAUGACCGAGGAUACGAUGUCUCUGUUUCUGAUAGAAUUGGUAGCAAAAGACCAUAUACUUCUACUGACAGAUCCUUAAGACGAAGAUCUCCAGUUUAUGAAAGGAGCAGCUUUAAAACAGAAUACACGAGGCAUAAUGCAGGCAUAUCUUCAACUGAGAGACCAAUCUAUAGAGAUUCUUACUCUUCACGUGGAGCUGGGUACAUGGAAGAGUCUUCCAGGACUGCUACUCGGGUUCCUAAUAGGGGAAGUUCCCAACUUUAUGAUGAUGACGAUGACAGAUACAUGUAUAUAGAACAUCCAUCAAGAUACAAUGAUGGCAGUAGCCGGAACUUUAGUUCUACAUCUGGCUUAAAGCGACCUUACUCAUCAAUUGAGGAACACCAUCCUCGCUAUAGCGAAACAUCUAGGAGGCAGUCAAGGCCAGAUUUUGACUAUGCUAACAGUUCAGAGUUGGUGUAUAAUGAUAGGGCAUACGGAAGUGAAUCUACAAGGGUAGCACAUGGGUCACGUUCUGGGUAUAAUGGAAGUAAUCAGGGUUCCACAGCUCAUUCCCAUGGACUAUAUGAUAAGAAUACCUCCAAUGUAGGCUAUAGAAGAGCAGGAAUUGACAAUGAGGAACCAGAAGAGAUGUACUCCAGAUAUGGCAGAGAACGUGAUUCGCGAGACUACAUCCCUUCACGAUCAGAUAUGCGUGCAGAUUCAUACUCUCCUCCCUACUCAAAUCACCGUGUGACUGAUGGCUAUGUGGGUGGCAGGGGUUCCGACUCAUACUACUGAGGUGAGUUUUACCACACAGGUAAAUAAAUAACAAAGAGAAAACAGGUUUUAUGACUUGCAGCUUCACGCCUAGUGUUUGUGUGUGAUUUAGAGGCUUAAAUUGGUAGUUUUGGCUCACUAAAUUCAUAAGCUGUAUUGGGUACGUAUUGAGAUGGGAAGGAGGUCACGGGGUGUAAUGGUUAUAAGAGGAUUUUGUCAGUUACUUCAGUAAGACUCAUUAUGUAUGAAUAUGUAGUGAAGUGUUGGAAAUGUGUACCAUUGUAUUAUUGAGAUUUCUAAUAUGAACCAUGGAUAACAGUUAAAAAGACUUCAUGAAUGUUUUUCUUUGAGAUUGCAAUACUUGACAUACAGAAUUUAUGCUUCACUAGAAGGUUAUCUUGGCUACCCCUUGGAGGAUAUAUAUCAUAAAAACAUUUGGAGGGUACACAUUGGUUUGAACAAUUUCAAGUUAUAUAUUCUAGAUUUUGAGAUUCUUUUCAACAUGUUCAAGUGGAGGGUAACUGAUUCAACAGGUAAGAUUUAGAUAUGGAGCAUCCCGUGAUUAGCACUGUUUUAUCAUCUGGUCAUUGAUUCUGAAUCCUUUUUAUGAGAGUUGUGGAUAUUCUUUAUUUGCAAAAAACCCCCCCUCAUAUAUCAGCAGGAUACAAUAGUACAAAGUGGUGUUGGACUGCUACUUUAGUUGUAUAGAAUGGGUGCCCCAAAUAAUACAAUGGUUGCCCCAGUUAAUCUUGAGAAGCAGGUAAGUAUAAUUUAAAACGCUCGAUAUCCUCAAACCAUUUUAUCAUCUUGAGGUGCCAGUUGAGUUAAAUUGUCGAAAGUAAGAGAUUGUUAUUCGUAUCCUAAUGGAUUUAACAUGUCUAAUCAUGCAACCGGGUUAAUCUUUUUCUGCCAACUUUUCAAGAAGGAUAGGGUGGUUACGUAUUAAUAAUCUGAUAAUUAAGAUUCACAUGAAAUUAGAUGGUGUCAGGCGUCCAUAAGCUAGAUGUCGGUGCCCUUAAAUCUAUGACUAGAAUCAAGUUAAUGGGCGAUAUGCAUGCUUGAUCAUCCUUGAUUAGAUUCUAUGAUUCUAGCUGUGAAUACAUUUUUUGAUUUCUGAGUCCCUAUUAUAGAUUUUGGUCGAUCAAAGUUUUUUAUUUUAUGGGUUCUGUUGUCAAGAUAUGGGAAGAAAUGGAAUCCGAGUAUGGGUCUGGAUAACUCGUUUCUGGGCUGAAGCUUUUGAAAAAUGUUACUGUAGUGUAAACUUUUUGCUUCUGAAUUCUUCUUGGCUUUGAAUCAUAUCUAGGAGGGUUUUGGUUUAUUUUGGUUUCAUCGGCAUUCUUAGGUUUGAAUUGUUCCAUGCUGAGCGACCAUGUGUACAAAGACUUAUGCUUUUGGAUUCUGUGCUACCGAGUUCUAGGAGUGGUGGUAUUGUAUGACCACUUGACAAAAUGACUGCAUCGCCAGGAACCUUAAAGCUGACCACCUUCAUAGUGUUGUAGAUUUCCACUCCAAGUGUUCUAUGCUCUGUCAGAAUUUCUAUUGUUCUGUUCUCGAGCAUUAGUGCCUAUCUGCAUCAUGUUGUAAAGUUUAAGUCCACCUAUCAACGGACAGGUCAAAUUGGACACCAUGUUGGAUAACAAUCAAAUUUUGAGUUUAUCACCAUAUCAAGAGUUUAUGCCCCUCUCCCAACUGCUUGAGAUUGAGCUUGAAGUUAUACUUGGUGGCUUAUUACUUUUAGACCUCUAGUAGCUCUGUUUUUUUCUUUCCCAAAAGUUAAUCCAAACAUGAAUUUCUUUUUUCAAUAACCAAUAGAAGUCUUUUUCUUUAAA
Messenger RNA from Erigeron canadensis, 4043 nucleotides. Its product is annotated as heterogeneous nuclear ribonucleoprotein Q-like. Gene Ontology annotation, molecular function: mRNA binding. Bases 115 to 2235 code for a protein of 706 amino acids. Lineage: Eukaryota; Viridiplantae; Streptophyta; Magnoliopsida; Asterales; Asteraceae. The transcript is spliced from 11 exons. Gene Ontology annotation, cellular component: nucleus. The record is from RefSeq and is a predicted model, not a curated record.